AUGAAUAUUAUUGGGUGCAAAUGGGUAUUCCGCACCAAACGGACUGCUGAUGGGUCGGUCGAACGGUAUAAAGCACGGCUUAUGGCUAAGGGCUACAAUCAGGUAGCCGGAGAAGAUUUUUUCGACACGUUCAACCCAGUUGUUAAGCUGACAACUGUUCGUCUUCUUCUUUCUUUGGCUAUAACCAACAAGUGGACGCUACGACAGUUAGAUGUGCAUAAUGCCUUUUUGAAUGGGCAUCUAGCUGAGACUGUAUAUAUGAAACAGCCUCCAGGAUAUGAAGACCCGGCCCAUCCGGAUCAUGUCUGCCACCUACAGAGGUCUCUCUAUGGGCUUAAGCAAGCACCGCGAGCGUGGUUUAAGCCCCUUCAUGACUUUCUCCUUACUACUGGCUUUAGCGCCUCGAAGACGGAUGUAUCCCUUUUCUACUACAGUUUGGAUGGGUGUCAGGUGUUUCUACUAGUAUACGUGGAUGAUAUUAUUAUGCUAGGGAGCAGUGCUACACUUAUUAACACCCUGUUGUGCUACCUUGCGACUGCUUUUAAAAUCCGGGAUCUCGGGAAGCCGAGUUUCUUCUUGGGGAUUGAAAUGGUUGACACUUCAGCGGGCGUUAUUUUGUCACAGCGACGUUACAUGAAUGAUAUUCUGAAUAGGGCUGGUAUGGUAGACUGCAAACCCUUAUCCACUCCUGCCUCGACAACUCAGCCGGUUACUCCGUCAGACGAACCUUUUGAUAAUCCCACGCAAUAUCGUCGGAUUGUUGGGGCCUUACAGUAUCUUACGAUCACUCGGCCGGAUUUAUCAGAUGCCGUCAACCGGUUAUGUCAGUUUAUGCACACUCCGACUGUAAAUCACUGGGGCAUGGUUAAGCGUGUCUUACGGUAUGUCAAAGGCACGUUAAAUUAUGGAUUGAGACUGUCUCCCUCACCGACUACUUCUAUUCACGCAUAUUCCGACUCCGACUGGGCCGGCUGUCCCAUAGAUCGGAAGAGCACCAGUGGGUAUGCAGUAUUUUUGGGCACAAACCUUGUGUCGUGGCUUUCACGGAAACAGUGGACAGUUGCGCGCUCCUCGACUGAAGCAGAGUAUAAAGCCUUAGCUGAUGUGGCAGCUGAGGUCACUUGGGUUGUUUCCCUUCUUCGAGAGUUAGGGCUUCACUUUGGGCAGUCCUCGACUUUGUGGUGUGAUAAUUUGGGCGCAACAUAUCUUUGUGCUAAUCCAGUCUUUCACGCCAGGACGAAGCAUGUUGAGAUAGACUACCAUUUUGUUCGAGACAAGGUAGCCAGUGGUGACUUUGUGGUUAAUUUUGUAUCGACGAAGGACCAGCUUGCAGACAUUUUCACCUAG
Molecule: messenger RNA, 1347 nt
Organism: Ipomoea nil (Japanese morning glory)
Lineage: Eukaryota; Viridiplantae; Streptophyta; Magnoliopsida; Solanales; Convolvulaceae
Exons: 1
Coding region: 1-1347 (448 amino acids)
Source: RefSeq, a predicted model, not a curated record